CCUCCGAGCAGCUCGCCGAGCAGGCCAGGCCGUACAGCGUAUCGGUGGGGACGGCCACCACGGCGCCGGCGCGCAGCUCGGCCACGGCGGCCCGCAGCGCCUCGGUCCAGCCGGCGCGCUCCGGGUUUGAGGCCCGCACGGCCCCGCUCCCCGGGAGCCGGAACAGCCGAGCCCCCGGCGCCGCCGGAGCGGGGCUCGGCGGACGGAGAAGGCGCCCGCUCCGGGCGGAGCCCGCCGGCCCCUCGCUCAACCCCAUGCUGGCAGCCACCACGGCCCUCAGCCCCGUGCACGGACGCGCCGGAGACAUCCGCCCAGGCCUGCUUCCGGGAGGAAGUGACGCGCCCAGUCAUCUUCCGGGAGGCUGCCGGCGUGGACCGUGGGAAGGCGGGGCUGGGGCUCGGCGGGAGGCCACCCCCGCAAACGCCCCGGGAUGAGCGCGCCCAGCAGCUGCUGGAUGCGGUGGAGCAGCGGCAGCGGCAGCUCCUGGACACCAUCGCCGCCUGCGAGGAGAUGCUGCGGCAGCUGGGCCGCCGGCGCCCGGAGCCGGCUGGUGGCGGGAACGUCUCAGCCAAACCUGGAGCACCCUCCCAGACAGCUGUCUCCGCCAGAGGUGGCUUUCCAAAGGAUGCUGGCGAUGGAGCUACGGAGCCCUGACCAUCCCCGAGCCGGGCGCCCUGACUUCUCUCCCUCCCCAGGGCUGGUGGCUGGACUGUGAACAACUCCCUUUCAAUAAAGGGGCCAGUCUUCACUGGCAGUGGCUGGUACUUGGCUCUCAGCCUGGGUGGCAGCUCUGCUAGCAGCUGGGUUCACUCCCACUUCAUCCUGGCUGAAGGCAGUGCUGAGCUCUGAAAUGUAGCCAACGAAUACCCAGUCUGAUUACCCAGAUUUGGGCAGACCAACAGUGCUCGCCAGAGUGGUUUGGCCUGCUUUGGGGGAUCCAGGUCGUGUUACAUGUCCAUUUCAUGCUUUGGGGGCUCCUAGCCCCACAAAACACUUUUAGCAGAGCCUUGAUUAAAAGGAAACCUGCAGAC
Messenger RNA from Mesoplodon densirostris (Blainville's beaked whale), 1031 nucleotides. It is a transcript of the gene C2H1orf122, whose product is annotated as chromosome 2 C1orf122 homolog. Lineage: Eukaryota; Metazoa; Chordata; Mammalia; Artiodactyla; Ziphiidae. The record is from RefSeq and is a predicted model, not a curated record. The transcript is spliced from 3 exons. The coding region runs from base 511 to 654 and encodes 47 amino acids.